AACAACCAAGCUUACCGGCCAGUGCUGGUGAUUGCAUAUCCAGUUUUGUGCAAAUCUCGUGCAAGAGCAAAACAAUCGGAUAUGUAAGUUUUCCCGAAAAAAGCGCACCUAUCACCAUGGAGUACUGUUUGUUGGAUAUUGGCGUACGCAGAAUCACGCCGUUGGACGAAAACAUUCCAUUCUUCGUAUCUCCUUCAAGCAGCAGCAGCGGUGAACCUUCGACAUCGACGAAUCCACCAUCGGUGCAGCGAUUCAACCAUGAGCACCAGAUUUACACCCAGCUCGAUCCGGAACUGAACCUAAAACAGAUGCUCCGUGAUGUUCGUCGCGUGCCAGAAUUUGAACUGCGCGAAAGAACCGAUGCUUACGAUGCCACUGCAGUUGUUCUCGGCAUUUUCCUACGGAUACUUGAUCCAAACGAACCCAUCGACUAUAGCUGCAGGAACCAAAGGCAACGAUUGAUUGCCCUGCUGUUCGAGGAAAUUGAACGGCGCUCCUUUGUAGAGGAGGAACUGGAGCAAAUGUCCUCACCAGCCUUGCCGGACAACGACGGUAAAGCUAUCUCGGUACAACAGUUUUACGAUCAAUUACGAUCGUGUCGUCAGGCACGAUCGGUUGCCCAUGACCCAUCCACGGUGGCCGACUCUUCCGUGCAGCAUCCUUACCUACGGCCACUGCUGAGAACGUACCAGCAGCAAGCCAUCCGUUGGAUGGUUCAUCGCGAAACCGUUCAGGAAACACUGCCAGCCCAAUACGUCCGGCUUCGGAAUCGUUCCAUACCGGAGGUGGACUUUUUUAUGGAUCUUUACAGCUGCACGCUCAGUGACCAGGAACCGAAGCCGACCCCACUGCCUGCCGGUGGCAUUCUUGCCGAUGAGAUGGGCAUGGGAAAAACGGUAGAAAUACUUGGUUUGCUGCUCCUGAACAAGCGAAACGACUCUGCGAUGGAAACGGAACGAGCGGAAUCGCCGGAAUAUGACGAUGAGGACGAUGAGGACGAUGACGAUUGCGCCGAACUCAAAUGUCUGUGCAUAAAAACGCAUCGGAAGAAUACGAUCGCCUGUACCAAGUGCGGCCGAUUACAGCACCGUACGUGUGUUCUCAAACAUUACGAGCCCGAUCACAACAGAACCACACGCCGCCGGUACAUCUGCCCGGAGUGUUGGCGCUCGGAACCGCUGCUCGAGUCCGGUGCCACUAUAAUCGUUUCGCCCGCCUCGAUAAAGCACCAGUGGGAGAGUGAAAUUCGCAAGCACGUGUCUGACCCCAGCUUCCGGGUGUUUGUGUACAACGGCGUAAUGGACACGUUUGGCAAGUGGAUCAGUCCGGCCGAUCUCGCCUCGUACGAUGUGGUGCUGACGGACUACAACGUGCUCAGGCCGGAGAUUUUUCUCAUCGCGGAAAACGCACGCACGUCCCGGCACGAGAAGCGGUUCCUAGUGCCGGCCACACCGCUCACGAUGAUCCGCUGGUGGCGCGUGUGUCUCGACGAAGCCCAAAUGGUCGAGCGAGUGAACAAUAAUGCGACAAAGAUGGUAAAAGCGCUCCCAGCGGUACAUCGCUGGACGGUGACCGGUACACCGAUCGAGAAGACGAUCAACAACCUGCACGGCCUGGUGCACUAUCUCGAUUACGACCCGUACAGCUACUUCCCGGUGUGGUCACAGUACGCGUCACGGUUUCAGGCCGGUAAUGCGGGCCCACUGCUGCGGAUGAUGGUACGCGUGAUGUGGAGGACGUGCAAGCAUGCCGUGCUCGACCAGCUGGGCAUUCCACCGCAAACGGAGCGCAUCCACUACAUCCGGAUGUCGGAUCUGCAAAGCUACUUCUACCGAGGCGAACAUUUCCAGUGCGCUCAGGCCUUUCGGGAAAAGGCACGCAAAAUUGGGCUUUCCCUGCGGAUGGCGCAAAUGAACAUACAGACGCUGAACCUGCUGCUCGAACCGCUCCGCAAGCUGCGAUUGGACUGCACCAUCCCGUCCGUUUUGCACGUCGGAGCAACGACACUGCACGCGAAGAAGCUGCUAACACCUGCCGAACUGCACGAGCAUCUCGUCACGACGAACGUGAACGACUGUAAAGGACAGCUCCGUUCCGUUGUGUCCUCGCUGAACGGAAUGGCAGCGGUGCACAUCCUGCAGCAGAGUUACAGCCAAGCCGUCCGGCUCUAUCAAGCAAGUUUGCGCUGGGCGGACGACUACCAAGGCACGAUAAGCGUCGAUACGCUGCUACAGAUACACGCCAUACACAACCUGCUCGAUCUGUUGCGUUCGUACGAGGCGCAACUCGAACCAACCGUUAAACCGACGCCGGAACAGGUGCACGCCUACCAGGAACGCUGUGCCCGUCUCGAAUGGCGCUACAUCGAGCAGUACGCCAGCAAGGUCCGCUCGAUCGAGAACGCUCUGCUGCCAGCGAUUGCCAAGGUGAGCGAGCUGAUUGCACCCGAAACGGGUCAACCUUUGAUACGCCUCGAUCGAGCCUGGUGGCACGGCCUGUUCACUUUCCUCGAAAGCAACAGCCAGCGUCACGUUACGUUCCAGUACCGUUUGUUCCGGGAGCAAAACUUGCUGGAGAAUACGGGCGUAAGCUCGUGGCGCUCGAUGGAUCUUUGGUUGGUGAACUGGAUGGACAAGAUGGUGGAACGCCGACGGGCGCUUAAGCAAGGCUUCCAAUCGUUGGCAUUUUUUGUGAAAAAUCUGCAACCAAAUCACCUCUGGUCGGAGAGCACGCGCGCGAGCAUCGAGCAGCUAGUGCGGACCGCCUUUGCCUGCCAUCUCGAUCCGGAACUGUUCCAAGAGGAUGAGAACGGAAUGCGAACGGAGGAGCGGUUGGUCGCGGAGGGACAAGCAGCUGCCCCGCUUUGCUUGCUCUGCGAGGUUAAGGCCACACUGAACCAGCUGGAAGCGGUACUGUUUCUGAUCAAACAGACGCAAGUGGCAACGGGAGGAUUGUGGCAGGUUUCGCCCCAGGAACAAGUGCUAAAGCAGCUGCAUCAGUACGCCAAACGGCAGGAAACACUUGAACAGGCGAUCGUCACGGAAGGUGAUCAUUUCCUAUCGUUCUUGGAGCGGAUUAAGGUGGAGUUUAAGGAGUACUCGCAGUAUUGGGUAGAGAUUAACUACACCGUGGCUGCGUACGAUGAGUUGACCAUGUGCAAGUCACGCCUACAGCUACUGACCAAAGCGGAGCACGAUGAGAUGCAGCGUGCGAAGAGGAAACCGACCCCGAUGCAGCUGCUCGACUGUGAGCUUCCCGAUCAGCUGGCGGAAAUGCAGCUCACGAAGGCCACUGCCGAGCGUGAAUUUAUAAGACUAAAAGGAACACUCAAGUAUCUGGAACAUCUCGGCGCGAGGAAGGAGAUCGAUCCCUGUCCGAUUUGCCAGAUCGUCCCGGAAGGAAAGUAUGCCGUGCUGCAGUGUGGCCAUCAUCUGUGUAGCGUUUGUUCGUUGAAGAUGAUCAAGUUUGCCCGAGCGAGCGGCAAUACAACGUCCUGCGCGAUCUGUCGACAGGAGCAGCACGUGAAAGACGUGCAGUACGUAACGCUGAAUCAAAACACAAACGUGCAAACCGUACGGGGAAGCUACUCGAACAAGAUCCUAAAAAUCGUCGAAACAGUGCUCGAGCUGAUGGCAGAGGAGCGGGACGUGAAGAUCGUCAUCUUUUCCCACUGGGAACCGAUCCUUAACGAGCUUGGUGUGGCGCUGGAUGAAAACGACAUCAAGUAUCGCCAAAAGUCGGCCAAAUUCUACAAAAGUGUGGAGGAGUUUAAGGAUUAUGCGCAGGGGAUUACGUGCCUCUUGCUUCCGCUGCGGUUCGGUUCGAAGGGGUUGAACCUAACGGAAGCUACGCACGUGUUUUUGGUCGAGCCGAUUUUAAACCCGGGCGAGGAAAUGCAAGCGAUUGGGCGUGUGCAUCGCAUUGGCCAGACACGGCCAACGUUUGUGCAUCGGUUCAUCAUGCUCGAGACGAUCGAGGCAACGAUUCACGAAACCAUCCAGGGCGAUCGUAGUGGAAGGUGGCUUUCGAAGGACGUGACGGUGGAGCAGCUGGAACAGUUGUUCUGGCUGGAUGGCACCAACAGUGAUAUGAUUGUAUUGUAAAAAGCCGGCAGCAUUUUUUUCUCCUUAUAUUUCGCUACACACCCUAACGUAUGACCCGGUUAGCGAUAAUUAAAACCAUAAAUUGUAAACUUCUAUUUGCCUCUGGGUAUAUUUAGACCAUCAAACGAAGAGUAUAUUUAGUAGCAUUGAUCAGACAUACAUGAAUAGAAAACCGCUUUGUCUUACAUGAA
Messenger RNA from Anopheles stephensi (Asian malaria mosquito), 4294 nucleotides. RefSeq names its product E3 ubiquitin-protein ligase SHPRH. The record is from RefSeq and is a predicted model, not a curated record. The transcript is spliced from 3 exons. Gene Ontology annotation, biological process: DNA damage response; protein polyubiquitination. Gene Ontology annotation, cellular component: nucleus. The coding region runs from base 117 to 4103 and encodes 1328 amino acids. NCBI's taxonomy places the organism in Eukaryota, Metazoa, Arthropoda, Insecta, Diptera, Culicidae. Gene Ontology annotation, molecular function: ATP binding; ATP-dependent chromatin remodeler activity; ubiquitin protein ligase activity.